Neocloeon triangulifer is the source of this 3938-nucleotide messenger RNA. RefSeq names its product vesicular acetylcholine transporter (gene VAChT). Gene Ontology annotation, biological process: transmembrane transport; xenobiotic transport; neuromuscular synaptic transmission. The record is from RefSeq and is a predicted model, not a curated record. Bases 233 to 1921 code for a protein of 562 amino acids. Gene Ontology annotation, molecular function: xenobiotic transmembrane transporter activity; choline O-acetyltransferase activity; acetylcholine transmembrane transporter activity. Gene Ontology annotation, cellular component: neuron projection; AP-2 adaptor complex; cytoplasm. NCBI's taxonomy places the organism in Eukaryota, Metazoa, Arthropoda, Insecta, Ephemeroptera, Baetidae. The transcript is spliced from 2 exons.
GCAAAGGGGCACUGAUGGCGCCUCACACUCCAGCUCGCUGGCGUAUCUAACCGACAAGUUCGGCAACAGCACCGCCGCUACGGCCUCCAACCUGCGCAGCUUCAUCUCCAAUCGCCUGCCUUCCACUUUGCCUGACACAGGUGCCUGAGAAGUUUUUAAGCCAGGCCGCGCGGAGGGGGAAGAAAUAAAGUGAAUUAGAGUUAGCUCACCUCAGGACCGACUCGCGAGCAAAAUGGCGCGGCAGAUCCCUUUCAUAAACAUGGAGUGGAAUGAGUUCAAGGAGGUGGCGUGGGCCAAGAUUCGGGAGCCGAAAAACCAGCGAAGAAUCAUCCUGGUGAUUGUGUCCAUCGCCUUGCUGCUGGACAACAUGCUCUACAUGGUCAUCGUGCCCAUCAUCCCGGACUACCUGCGGUACACGGGCGCUUUCGGGACGCCGCCCCCGGUUUUAGACAAGAAUGGCACUCUCGUUCCAGGGCAUGGGCACGAGGGCCAAGACCAGGCGACUGGCAUCCUGUUCGCGUCCAAGGCCAUCGUCCAGCUGAUGGUGAACCCUUUUUCGGGGGCCCUGAUCGACAGGAUCGGCUACGACAUCCCCAUGAUGAUCGGUCUGACCAUAAUGUUCCUGAGCACGGCCGUGUUCGCGUGCGGCCGAAGCUACGGGGUCCUCUUCUUCGCCCGCAGUCUGCAGGGCGUGGGCUCGGCGUUUGCCGACACUGCUGGCCUUGCCAUGAUCGCCGACCGCUUCACCGAGGAGGCCGAACGCUCCAAGGCCCUGGGCAUAGCACUCGCGUUCAUCUCCUUCGGUUGCCUAGUGGCGCCUCCCUUCGGCGGCGCGUUGUACCAGUUUGCGGGCAAGGAGAUGCCCUUCCUCAUUCUGGCCUUCGUCUCGCUGGCCGACGGCUUAGGCCUCUUGCUGGUCAUGAAACCCAUCAAGGAGCAGAUCAAGGACAGCCAGAGGGAGCGGACGGGUCCCACCAUCCCCAUCUGGCGGCUCUUCAUCGACCCGUACAUCGCCGUCUGCGCAGGCGCCCUCAUGAUGUCCAACGUGGCCUUGGCCUUCUUGGAACCCACCAUCUCCUUGUGGAUGGAGGACAACAUGACUCAAGAAAACUGGAAGAUCGGCAUGAUCUGGCUUCCGGCUUUCUUCCCACACGUCAUCGGCGUCAUAAUCACCGUCAAGAUGGCGCGACAGUACCCGCAACACCAGUGGCUGAUGGCCGCCAUCGGGCUGGUCAUGGAGGGCCUGUGCUGCUUCAUUAUCCCGUUCAGCACCUCAUAUAUCAUGCUGAUGAUCCCGAUUUGCGGUAUCUGCUUCGGCAUCGCCCUCAUCGAUACAGCUCUGCUGCCAACCUUGGGCUACCUGGUCGACGUGCGUUACGUCUCGGUCUACGGAAGCAUCUACGCCAUCGCCGACAUCUCGUACUCGCUGGCCUACGCCGUCGGGCCCAUCAUCGCCGGCAGCGUGGUCGAGGCCAUCGGUUUCACGGCGCUCAAUUUCGGUAUAGCGUUCGCCAAUCUGCUGUACGCGCCGGUGCUUCUCUACCUCAAGAACAUCUACGACUUCAAACCGUUCCCCAACGAGGCCAACAUCUUGAUGGCCGACCCGCCAGACAAAAAGUACCAGACGUACGCGAUGCAGGAAAGCGCAGUCGAGGUCGCUCCAGAUCUCACCUCCAACCACACCGCCGAAUACCCUCGCUACCAGGAGACGAACGUUGACUACGACUCUUACCAGCACCAACAGCAGGGCUACCAACAGCCGCUUCCUCCGCAACCGCAGUACCAGCAACGACCGCCGCCUCCAGUGCAGCCCCCGCAGCCCUCAAGGGACACGAAUCCCUUCCGCAGCGCCGCGGUAAGUGAACCGCCGGCAUUGGAGUCGGCCAACAAAAACCCAUUCAGACAGGGUUUCAACUAUUAAAUCUCCUAACUCCUAAUUAAAAUAUGGUUGUUUCCAGAAUUUUUUCAUCAAAAUUUUUACUUUGUGUUUCUAUCUUGCGUCUGAACGUAUGGGUGUGAUUUCAUAAGUCAUUAUGUACACGCAAGUGUCCCACUGAUAUGGAAAAUAAUUAUACUAUUGUUUCACGAAAUGAACUGAUUUUAAAGAGCAAAUUAGAAAAGUUGAUAAAAUAUAUAUAAUAAUAUUUAACCGAAUUGAAUGAAAUAUUAUAUAUCAUAUAUUCAGCACUGCCAUUGAAUAAGAGCAGUGCUCUAAUAAGGAAUUUAAAAUUUCCAAAAAUUGUUUAUCACCUUUGCUAGAGAUUAAAGAAGCUUGAUAAUUCUAAUUGUUUAAUAACUUUUCACUUAUUUCAAGUAUAACAAUAUUAUAAAAUAUUAUUCCAAAUGAGCAUAUGAAUUAUUAUUAUUAUUUUUUCCCCUUGAGGAUUUUAGUAGUAAUUUAAAUUAAUGCGUUAAAUUUACAAAUUUGAGAUUUUUAGUUAUAAAUAGAUUUUGGGAACUAGCAAACUACUUAAAUUAAUUUGUUUUGUUGGCCUACUGGAAAAAUUCUGUUUCAAUUAUUAAUUGAUUGUUGCGCAGAAUUAGCGGGUCGCAUCUAUAUAGCGGACUCGCGCCAGUUACGUAAAACACAUAUCUAUAUAGAAGACGUUGAAUGAAAUACUGAACGAUCUACGAACAAGCAUAUAAUAUGUAUAUUUUCAAUUGUUAUAAUUCUGUGAUAACUAUAUCUGGCAUAGUUUGAUGGUGAAUUCAAAUGGUGUUCGUUCAGUGCGAAAAAUAAUGCCAGUUAGAAUUAAAUAUGAUUGUCUUCGGUUUCAAAACCGUCGCGGUGAAUCAACCAAGAUCAUAAACAUAUCAAGCAUCCACUUCAGUGGACGCGAAAUGUAGUUGUAAAGAGUCGCACAUGUAAACUUCUCUCGUGGAAAAUUGCGAAACAUACUAGAGACUGUAAAUUAAGUGGUAGGAAUAGGAAGAACACAAAAGAUAUAAUCAAUUUCGAUGACCAAACUUGCGAGAGUUUGAUAAAUAACUUCAGAGGUAAGAAAGUGUUAAAAAAAGUAAAAACGUUAUAAUAACCAUACUCGCAAAAAUGUCAGAUAAAGUUGUAAAUUAAUCAAAGUGUUCGAAUGAAAAUAAAAUUAAUUAAAAUGCAGCGUGUUUGAGAGGAAUUAAGGAACAAAUGUGAAACGAAACCGCACUGUUAACGAAUUACGCAUCAAUAAUUAUAGACCGGUGUGCAUGAAAACGCUGCCUUUUGAAUGCUUGCGGGAUUUUUUUCCCCAAAUUUAAUUUUUCAUUCGAGUGGAUGUGCGUUUUAAUGUUAAUGAGCCCGUAUGUAAAUUAAAAAUAAGCUGGCAAAAGCAUUUUCAUAAUUUCAAAUCCUAGCCGUCGAUGUGAUGUUGAGACUUUCGUAAUAAUUUCGAGAAUGUCUUUGCCACUGUGUAUACUCUCUCCUAAUCUACAUGUCUAAACGCACUGUAUCUGAGAACAGUAAGAAAAUCACUAAACUGUGUAUCGAUAUCAUUUGUAGAAAGUCAAAUUGCUGUGUGUAUAAACGAAGCGUUAAAAAAAAUAAAAGUGGAAAAAUGCUUAAAAAAAAGGAUGCUGAUUGAGCCGGAGUGUGAAGAGAAAGAAAAUUGCUCAGUGCGCAGUGAGGUUAAACUGUUACUGUUAAACAAGAGUGAGUUAUACAAACAUUUUCUCUUCUUUUAUAAUAAUAUUAAAAUUCCAAGUUAAUUUGUGUUCGAUUCAUGUGUAAAUAAACCGAUCAAUAUCCCGUCAAAAUUGAUUAUUUGCGAUUUAGUUUUUAGAGAAAAGGAAUAAACCACACGAAAGCAAUAAACAGAUUGUGUAUCUGGGCGAUUAGAGAAAAUUCGAUUACGAGGCAGAAAAGUGACGGGCGUGAGGCGAAUGCCGAAUUUAAAUUUACAUUGAUGGAGGGUUCGGUGGAAAGUUGCAUAAAAUGUAAAUGUAAAUAA